Molecule: messenger RNA, 1614 nt
Organism: Lolium rigidum
Lineage: Eukaryota; Viridiplantae; Streptophyta; Magnoliopsida; Poales; Poaceae
Product: cyclin-A1-2
Exons: 11
Coding region: 1-1542 (513 amino acids)
Biological process (GO): mitotic cell cycle phase transition; regulation of cyclin-dependent protein serine/threonine kinase activity
Cellular component (GO): cyclin-dependent protein kinase holoenzyme complex; cytoplasm; nucleus
Molecular function (GO): cyclin-dependent protein serine/threonine kinase regulator activity
Source: RefSeq, a predicted model, not a curated record
AUGUCGAGCCACGCCGCCUCCUCCCGCCGCUUCUCCUCGUCGUCGGCGACCACCGCGACGGCCAAGCGCCCGGCCAUGGCGGAGAGCGCCGGGGGCGCCAAGGCGGCGGGCCCGGCGGCCGCGCAGCAGCAGGCGAAGAAGCGCGUCGCGCUCGGGAACCUCACCAACGUCGCCGCCCCCGGAGGGAGGAGCGGCUGCGGGAAGAUCGCCGUCGUCGCCGCCGGCAAUGCGAGGUUGAAUUCAGCUACCUCAGCUGCACCUGUGAAGAAGGGGUCUUUGGCAAGUGCUCGAAAUGCGAGUGCGAAUCGCGGCUCGGCUACAAAAUCGGCUUCCACCAGGCCAGCUCCAGCUCCUGUCACAGCUCGCCAUGAGAGCACUGCCCAGAAGGAGAGUGCUCCUCCUCGGAAGGUGCCUACCGUUGUGCCCAUUGUGGUGCCUGCCAUUGUGCCCUUCAGCAGCUUUGCUUCUCCUGGAAAUUCAGGAGAUUCCAUUUCAACUGAUGAGACAAUGUCGACAUGCGACUCUAUGAAGAGCCCAGACUUUGAGUACAUCGAUAACGACGACUCCUCAUUGCUUGAUUCUUUACAGCGACGGGCAAAUGAAAACCUGCGCAUUUCAGAUGAUAGAGCUGUGGAAGGAGUUAAAUGGAAGAAGGAUGCAACUGCCCCAAUGGAAAUUGACAACGUUUGCGACGUUGAUGAAAACUAUGAGGAUCCACAGUUGUGUGCUACUCUUGCUUCUGAUAUCUAUAUGCACUUGCGAGAGGCUGAGACCAGGAAAAGACCAUCAACUGAUUUCCUAGAAACAAUUCAAAAGGAUGUAAACCCAAGCAUGAGGGCUAUCUUGAUUGACUGGCUUGUAGAGGUUGCUGAAGAAUAUCGUCUUGUUCCUGAUACCUUGUAUCUGACAGUGAACUAUAUUGACCGUUUUCUUUCUGGCAAUGAGAUCAAUCGCCAAAGGCUACAAUUGCUUGGGGUUGCCUGCAUGCUUAUAGCUGCUAAAUAUGAGGAGAUAUGUGCACCCCAAGUAGAAGAAUUCUGCUACAUCACUGACAAUACAUACUUCAAGGAUGAGGUUUUGGAUAUGGAAGCUUCUGUCCUUAAUUACCUGAAGUUUGAAAUGACUGCACCUACAGCAAAGUGCUUUUUAAGGAGAUUUGUCCGGGCUGCGCAAGUCAGUGAUGAGGAUCCAGCUUUGCAUCUUGAGUUCCUAGCCAAUUAUGUAGCUGAGCUAUCACUGCUUGAGUACAGCCUACUUGCUUACCCUCCUUCACUAGUAGCAGCCUCAGCUAUUUUCUUGUCGAAGUUCAUACUGCAGCCAACAAAGAAUCCAUGGAAUUCCACCCUUGCCCACUACACACAGUACAAGCCGUCGGAGUUGUGUGAUUGUGUGAAGGCCCUGCACCGCCUUUACAGUGUUGGUCCUGGGAGUAACCUUCCUGCAAUCAGAGAAAAAUAUAGUCAACAUAAGUACAAGUUUGUCUCGAAGAAGCAAUGUCCUCCUUCAUUGCCUGCGGAAUUCUUCCAAGACGCGACAUGCUAGAGAAUAAAAGCCCAGGAGUAGUUGCAGUUGCUUACUGACUUCUUCAUCCUGUGGCGGCUCAAAUUCGGAGUU